GCUGCCGCUCAAUAUGCGCGGGACCUGCUCCUUGCUAUGCCGGCGGCUAUUACGUUGUCCGACACCGUGGGCUGAACAGAAGAGCGACCUGAAGAGACCAGAUCAGGAUGAUUGUCGGCAGCGGACCGUGUUGAAUAUAGUUUGUGACGGCGAUUUUAUCUAGGGAAGAUUGGGGACUGAUGUCAGCUGAAGGGCGCACUUCUUCGGUGGGAGCGGAGGUCCGCUAGUCCACACGCACACGAGCCAGUCAGAUCCUUUCUACAACCCCUCAUCUACGACCCCGCCAUUAAGGCGCCCUUUGCCAAGAGCUGCUGAGAGGUGUACAUGAUUACCAAGCGUCAGCCGCACCAGGAACUCUGUAUAUAGUCUGGAGAGGCAGUCUCUCAGUGAGCGAUCCGGAAAUCCGCAGCACUCUGUUAUCAGCCAGAAGCCUCAUUCUCAGCCAACUCCAGUGAACCUUUAGUGACAUUCGCACUAUACAUCAAGAUGUCACCUACCGUCGGACUGGUUAUGGGGGCGAACUCCUUCCUCACGCAAAAUAGUUUUGGAGGCUAUGACGGGAUGAAGGAAGCUGCCUCUAUUCUCCAUGCAGAGGGUGUCAGGAAUAUCGACUCUGCCGCCAUCCAUGGUGCGCACGAGGAUGUUAUGGCGGAGAUUGGCAUCGCGAAGACAUUCGAGAUUGAUUCUAAGUGGUCCGGGGCGGUCAUGCCAGUGCCGUCGACAAAGGAGGCUAUCAUCGCAAGCGCCGAGGCGAGUUUGAAGAGGAUGAAAGCAGGACAGUUCGACGUCUACUACCUCCACGCCCCGGACCGUCGUGUCCCCUUCGAGCUCCAGCUUGACGCCAUCAACACCCUCUACGACAAGGGAAGGAUCAAACGUUUUGGAGUCUCGAAUGCCUUUGGCCACGAAGUCGAGGAAAUGGUCCGCAUCGCGAAAGAGAACAACUGGGUGGCGCCUUCGGUAUAUCAAGGCAACUACUCCGCUGUUGCUCGUCGUCAGGAAAAGGAGCUCUUUCCUAUCCUCAGGAAGUACGGUAUCGCAUUCUACGCCUACUCACCUAUCGCGGGCGGCUUCCUGGCCAAAGACGCGGAACAAUUCGAGAACGGACCACAGGGGACCGGGCGCUGGGAUCCUACCAAUUUCGUUGGAGGGGUAUACCACGCCAUGUACAACAGACCCGCAAUUGUCGAGGGCCUCAGACAGUGGAACGCUAUAUCAAGGGAGAGUGGGAUCCCAGGAGUCGAGCUAGCAUACCGCUGGGUCGUCCAUAACUCUGCACUCCGCGGCGAGAACGGCGACAAGAUCCUCAUCGGUCCGCAGGACUUGAAGCAGAUGAAAGAGAUUCUAGAAUUUGUCAAAAAGAGCCCGUUGAGUGAGGAGAUUGCGAAGAAGAUUGACGACAUUUGGACGGUCGUGGAGCAGCAUGCGCCGCUGGAUAACUGGAAUGAUGUCAUGUCAAAGAUGAAUAUCGCGCCGCAGAACCAUGAGGCGAAGGAAUUGUAUGGAAAGGAGUGAAGAGCCCAGGCUCUGCGACAAGACAGUGUCAUCUGCGCUAGAAUAUGGUCUGCAUUCUAUUUUGCGAUGAUGCGAUGAUGCGAUGUUGCUUUCUUGAGACACGCAAUUAGAAAUAGCACCACGGGAAUACUACCACUGUGACUUUCAUUAACGGUGGAUACAGAGUGUAUGCGCAUUUGAGCUUUGUCGGAAACUGAUUUUGUGCACAGCAAGUAGCUGAAACCUGCUUCUGUCCGGAUGAAGGCAUCGCGAGUUGCGAGAACGCAGCAUUUCUGCCCUGACAUUUGGACAACAAUCACCACGUCCACUCGCAAAAGAGUCUGCCUAACCAGCCAGC
Messenger RNA from Aspergillus calidoustus, 1852 nucleotides. Lineage: Eukaryota; Fungi; Ascomycota; Eurotiomycetes; Eurotiales; Aspergillaceae. The record is from the annotation of a GenBank genome assembly.